UCGCCACGACCGACGACCACGACACGUCCGUUCAUGGCCCUCUCCGCCCGUCUGCCUUUGUUUCCGCUCUUUCUGCUGUUCUCGUUGAUUGCGUGUGCAAAUGCCCUCCAUUUCUAUCUCGACACAAAUGAAAAACGGUGCUUUGUCGAGGAACUUCCUACUGAUACAGUCGUAGAUGGACACUAUAGAGCACUUGAGUGGUCAGAAAAAGAACAAGCAUAUAUCGAGAAUCCCGAGCUAGGAAUCCUAGUUGAGGUGGACGAACUCGAGACAAGUCAUAACGUCGUGAAGACACGCGGUCCUCCGGAAGGACGGUUCACAUUCACGUCGCACGACGCAGGAGACCACGCUAUCUGCCUUUCCGCAUCCUAUCCCUCCUCCGGGUCGUGGUUUGGCUCAACACACAUUCGGUUGUACCUCGACAUCGUUGUUGGUGCUACUAAGCCCGACACAGAACAUGACCGAUCACACAUUUCCGAGCUUUCGGCUAAACUUCGCGAUUUGAACCAGAAAUUGGAGGAUAUUCGGAGAGAACAGCAGUAUCAGCGCGAGAGAGAGGCGAAUUUCCGCGACUUGAGUGAGGCCACAAACAGUCGCGCAGUGUGGUAUAGCGUAGCGCAAAUUGUCGUAUUGGUCCUCACUUGUGCGUGGCAAUUGAGGCACCUGAGGCGCUUCUUCGAGGAUAGAAAAAUGCACUGAUGACUGUAAUCGCUACGUCUCUAUGGGGCUUGGAGACAAAUUCUGCGAGUUGCUUCAUAAGCUUGCCAAUUCUGGUGAUGCUCGACGACACACAACCCCACCGUCACAUAUUAAUUUCGUCAAAUGGGUAAGAUCGCGACAUUGAUUAUGAAAACUCUGCAGCCCAGCAGCUUGGAGGACCCCUGCUAAUGGCAUCGGCU
Molecule: messenger RNA, 899 nt
Organism: Laetiporus sulphureus 93-53
Lineage: Eukaryota; Fungi; Basidiomycota; Agaricomycetes; Polyporales; Laetiporaceae
Exons: 4
Coding region: 34-699 (221 amino acids)
Biological process (GO): intracellular protein transport; Golgi organization; endoplasmic reticulum to Golgi vesicle-mediated transport
Cellular component (GO): endoplasmic reticulum; endoplasmic reticulum-Golgi intermediate compartment; Golgi apparatus
Source: RefSeq, a predicted model, not a curated record